AUAACGAUAAUCUCCGUUAUCACCUGCACCAUAUCUGUGAUAAGGAAUGGAUAUAAUAGAGAUAAAGCUAGUCAAGUAUUAAUUUUACCACAGAAUGGCGCAAAGUAUUGUCAGAGAUAGUCCUGAAGGAAGUGAACCAAGUGCCCCACCACGAUCUGAAUUGUACUCCGAGCCACCUGGUAAUCCAGAUGUCAGUACCACGGUUGCCGUCCCACCUGUGUAUCCAAGACAAACCAUUAUAACAGUGCAACCUCAAGAUCAGAUUAAUACCAAUGGAUUAUUUAGGAUCCCAGUUCCAGUGAACACUACACAAUGGGUCUCCACACCACGAAAUCAGUUGAAUGCCCUCAUUGGAACGGACUUUUUGAAUGGAAUCGAACUAUUAGAAAUUCAACAGACAGUACAACUCAGCACCUUACUUGACCGAAGAAAUCCUGGAAAUCAAUAUAAAGUCAAAGUUCCAAGGGCUGAGACAAUAUUCUUAGCUACAGAAACAUCUACCGCAUGCCAACGUGAUAUCUUGGGUUCAUCGAAAGGUUUCGUUUUGAGUCUAAAAGAUCCAACAGGACAGAUUGCAUUCAAAUUUUCAAAAGAUGUGAGCUGGGGUUGUUUGCCAGGACUUUUACACAAAAUGACGGUCAACUGUUCAGAGCCUAUCGGCACUAUAGAGCAGAAUUUUACAUUUAUUGGACCCAGUUUUACAGUAUAUGACUAUGUACGGAACCCAUUAUGCAGAAUAUAUGGACCAAAUAUGUUUUGUUGUUGCAUAACACAGGAUACCCAGUUCCAGAUAUUAUCAGUUGAUGGAACCCAUCAGAUCGCUUCACUGAUGCAUCAGUGGGAUCAUCUGCAAAACGUUUAUACAAUAACAUUGACGGUGCCAUCAGAUACAGACGUAAAACUUAAAGGCCUCCUGUUGGGUGCUGCAUUCCUCAUGGAAUACUUGUACUUUGAACGCCUGAGGAGGAAAUGAUGUGGAUCAAUAUAUGACUGAUAUAUGAUGAAAAAGGGAUGCGCAUGCAACUUUUUAGGCUCCGAACUAUUCUUUGUGCGAUAGUGCUAAGCAUUGCCUGCACGUUCCCACUUGUGAAACUGAAUAAAAAUUCAUAAGUAGUU
This is a messenger RNA of Athalia rosae (coleseed sawfly), 1116 nucleotides long. Its product is annotated as phospholipid scramblase 2-like. Gene Ontology annotation, cellular component: plasma membrane. The transcript is spliced from 7 exons. Gene Ontology annotation, molecular function: phospholipid scramblase activity. The record is from RefSeq and is a predicted model, not a curated record. The coding region runs from base 95 to 973 and encodes 292 amino acids. Gene Ontology annotation, biological process: plasma membrane phospholipid scrambling. Lineage: Eukaryota; Metazoa; Arthropoda; Insecta; Hymenoptera; Athaliidae.